UUAGUUCCUCCCGGAAACAAUGACAGCUUGAGAAAAGUUCCUACUUAUAUCUCUUCAGGCAAAGCUGUUCUACCUGUCUUAGUUUUUUUUUUUACCUGUAAAUUUAGUGCCAGAUACUCAAAUAUAGCAUUUUGCUUUACUGCAUCAUCCAACUAAUCAUCUACCUCUAUCUCAAUAAGUUUACCUCCUUGCAUCAGAGCUGUCAACUUCAGGGGAAGGAUACACUGUGGCAAGUGCAAGCCACACAGAGUGACAAGGCCAGUAGUAAUCAUUACAGCCUGUAAGCUCUUGUACCUGAGGGAAAUCACAUGGAGAAGUUUGUGAGUGAUCAACUGCAGCUCCUGAGUGCUGAGAGAGAAGCUGAGAUAGAAGAAACCAGGGCCUACCAAGAAAAUGUAUCUCUGAAAGAACUGCAGCGCAAGGGUGUUUGCCUCUUAAAGCUACAGGUUGCAAACCAAAGAACUGGAUUAUAUGGACGCCUUAUUGUAACCUUCACACCCAGAAAAUAUGACUCAGACACCGUGCUACCAAGUAACAACUUUGGAUCAGGUGAUAUUGUUGGUCUCUAUGAAUCAACCAGCCCCAGCGAACCUCUUGGCACCGGGAUAGUGGCUGGUAUAACACAGAAGGUUAUUAAUGUGGCUUUUGAUGAGACCCAGAAUGACUUUUUAAACCUGGGAACUGAAACUACUUACAGACUUCUGAAGUUAGCAAAUGAUGUCACAUACAAAAGAAAUAAGAAGGCUCUGUUGACCCUUGGACAGUACCAUUCCGGACCUGCAUCGAGCCUCAUAGAGAUCCUCUUUGGCUCAUCUGAGCCCAGUGGCACACCACUAGCACGCCCUCUGGAGUUUUAUAAUCCUUCCUUGGAUGAGUCACAGAAGGAAGCUGUGGAGUUUUCUCUCUGUCAAAGAGAACUAUCCAUUAUUCAUGGCCCUCCGGGUACCGGUAAAACUACAACUAUUGUGGAAAUUAUCCUCCAAGCUGUGAAGCAAGGACUUAAGGUCCUUUGCUGCGCUCCUUCUAAUGUUGCCGUAGACAAUCUGGUGGAACGUUUGGCUCCAUACAAAGAGAAGAUCCUACGUCUUGGUCACCCUGCACGUCUUCUAGAAUCCUUACAAUAUUACUCUCUUGAUGCUGCAUUGGCUCGCAGUGACAACUCGCAAAUUGUGGCCGAUAUUCGAAAAGAUAUUGACCAAAAUUUUGCAAAAAUGCGAAAGCUGCACCACAAGGAGGAGAAAGGCCGAUUUAAAAGCGAAAUCAAAGCUCUCAGAAAAGAAUUAAAGGAGAGGGAAGAAACAGCGAUGGUGGAGACAUUAAAGCUCGCUAAUGUAAUCCUUGCAACAAAUACUGGUGCUUCACCGGACGGCCCUUUGAAAUUGCUUCCUGAUAAUUAUUUUGAUCUGAUUGUGAUUGAUGAGUGCGCCCAGGCAUUAGAGGCAAGUUGCUGGAUAUCACUGCUUCAGGCUAAAAAGUGUAUUUUGGCUGGCGAUCAUAAACAGCUACCACCCACAAUCAUAUCUCACAAGGCCGCUGCUGAUGGUCUUGCUCUCAGUUUGAUGGAACGUGCAGUUGAGAAGUUUGGUGACUCUGCAGUAAGGAUGCUUACUGUGCAGUAUCGUAUGCACCAUUUAAUUAUGAACUGGGCGUCACAAGCAUUGUACAAUGGGAAACUAGUUGCGCAUUCUUCUGUUGCACAGCAUUUGCUCAAGGACUUGCCCGGUGUGGCACUAACCGAGGAGACCAGCAUUCCGCUGCUAAUCAUUGACACUGCACAUUGUGGGCUGUUUGAAAUUGUGGUUGAAGAUGAACAAUCCAAAGGGAAUCCAGGUGAAGUGCGCCUUGUGGAUUUACACAUUCAGACUUUAACGAACGCUGGUGUUAAAUCCUGUGACAUUGCAGUUAUUUGUCCUUAUAAUCUUCAGGUCGAUAUGCUAAGGCAAUGUCUACGUCAUAGAUAUGCUGAUCUGGAAAUUAAAUCCGUGGAUGGUUUUCAAGGACGAGAAAAAGAAGCAGUCAUUUUUUCUUUUGUGAGAUCCAACAAGAAAGGGGAAGUGGGCUUCCUGGCUGAGGAUAGAAGGAUAAAUGUUGCAGUUACUCGCGCUAGACGCCAUGUUGCUAUUAUAUGCGAUUCUUACACCAUCAGCAACCACAAAUUUCUAAAAGAUCUUGUGACUUAUUUCUCUGAGCAUGGAGAAGUCAGAACUGCUUUUGAAUAUCUUGAGGAUAUUGUACCUGAAAAAUAUUCACAAGAAAAUGAAAAAGAUAAUCAACAGAAAGGCCCAGACUCUGUCAAUAUUAAAAAAACACAUUCUGAUAAGGAAAGAGUGAGCAGACAAAAGGUAUACAGUUUUAACAAGACUAGCAAAGAAGACAAAGUAAAAAUGAAAACAGUUACUUCAAACAAAAGUGUUCAACAGAACUAUAAAUCUGAUGUUCGUGAUGAAAACAAUUCACGUAAAGAAAGUCUGAAGAAUAUGAUUGAAGAUUUUUUGAAGGACAGUCAGAAAACCCAGUGCAAUUUCCCUACAACACUAACAUCUCAUGAUAGAUUAUUGGUUCAUGAGAUAGCGGAAGAAUAUGGUCUACAUCAUGUAAGUACCGGAGAUGGGGUAAACAGAUAUGUUUCUGUUUCCAAAACCAGAGCAAUUUCAGCAGAUACGCAGUCCCCGAAAGUGGAUGCUUCUGAAUCAGAGAAAAAAAGCCAAUUACCCGUUACAGUUAGUGAUAGCCAGAAAGCUGACGUAAGCUGCAGUUCGCAUUCGGGUAAAGUUGACUUAAAAGCCUUACACAUGGAAAAACUUGAAAGGGAAAAGGCAAUACGUGCGGAACAAGCCAGUAAAAAACAAGAUUGUCCUGCUCAAAAAGCAGUGGAAAAGAAGAAAGACACUAGACGUAAAACCACUACUAAUGCUACAGCAGCCAGUUCGGAAUCAGAAAACUUUGAUGAAUUAAUUGCGGCAGCAGUGAGAGCAGACAGCACGUGCGGUUUCACUAAAUGCAAAGCAAGCGUUAUCACCGUGGGAGAUUAUUGCAAACAUUGUAAUAAACGAUUCUGUCUGAGUCAUCAUAUUCCAGAGGUUCAUGGAUGUGGAGAAAAAGCUAAAGCCAACGCACGUGCGCGGAUCAGCCGUGAAGGAGUUAUUUAUUCCGGAAGUGGAAGUAAAGACCAUUCAUUAGACCCAACAAAAAAAGCUCAUUUACAGAGGAGACUGGAUAAGAAAAUCAAUGAAUUAACCAAUCAGAGAAAACUAAAAAAGAAGGAAAAUUAAUGUGUAAACUAAUAAACAUUCUAUCUGGGACAGAUGUUUUGUUUUAAAAACUGAUUUUUACGCUGUUUGUCUCAGACCUGAAAAUUCUGUAAUUAUGUGGCUCUGAAAUACUGGAUUUCAAAUGUGAUUUCUAACCAAACAUUAAAGGAGCACGGAAAUCAGAAAUAAAAUAUUAAGAUUCAGAUAAAGCAUUUAAUUAAACAAAGUCAUUGUCACAAA
Molecule: messenger RNA, 3491 nt
Organism: Bombina bombina (fire-bellied toad)
Lineage: Eukaryota; Metazoa; Chordata; Amphibia; Anura; Bombinatoridae
Gene: IGHMBP2
Product: immunoglobulin mu DNA binding protein 2
Exons: 16
Coding region: 309-3272 (987 amino acids)
Molecular function (GO): ATP hydrolysis activity; zinc ion binding; RNA binding
Source: RefSeq, a predicted model, not a curated record